This is a messenger RNA of Ipomoea nil (Japanese morning glory), 1260 nucleotides long. Its product is annotated as cytochrome b561 and DOMON domain-containing protein At3g07570. The record is from RefSeq and is a predicted model, not a curated record. The transcript has 4 exons. NCBI's taxonomy places the organism in Eukaryota, Viridiplantae, Streptophyta, Magnoliopsida, Solanales, Convolvulaceae. Bases 86 to 1204 code for a protein of 372 amino acids.
UCUCCGAUCCUCUCUCCUCCCCACUUUGCUCCCUUCUCACUUCAACAAAAUUUAGAGAGAGAAAUAAGAUCAAGGAGAGAGAGAGAUGAAGGCACCAUCUUCCAAACUCAUUCCCUCCUUCUUCUUCUUCCUCCUCCAGCUAUAUAGUUCUCAGUUCUUGAAAGUAAACUCUCAAUCCACAGAUUCCUGCAACUCCAAUCUCCUCCUCAAAACUCAACUCCCAUUUGAACCCACUUCCUUCCACUGCCUUCCUGUCUGGGAUACCCAUGGCUUCAUCCUCCGAUAUAUGCAGACAGAUACGAAUGUAUGGAGCUUCGUGUUGUCAGCGCCAAACCAGAAUGGGUACGUGGGGAUCGGAUUUUCCGCGAACGGGAAGAUGGUGGGGUCCAGUGCGAUAGUGGGGUGGGUGGGUAGUGAUGGGGCCCCCACGAUGAAGAAGUAUUUUCUGGGUGGGCAAUCUCCUCAGGAAGUGCAGCCUGAUCAAGGGAGCCUGCAAUUAGUGAGCUUAAAUUCCUCCAUUGUUGCCGAGAAUUCAAGAAUCUAUAUCGCCUUCCAGCUCACCACCGAUAUGCCGUCCAACCGCCUCAUCUACUCCGUCGGACCCGCCGGAAUGUUGCCGUCUUCCUCCACCUUCCGGUUGACCCAACACCAGGACCAAAUCUCUACCCUUUUGGAUUAUACCACAGGUGAAAGUGAAACAAAAACCUUGUAUGCGACACUAAGGAGGACCCACGGGUUGUUGAACUUGUUUGGUUGGGGAAUUUUGGUGCCGAUUGGGAUGAUAGUCGCUCGCUACUUUAGGCAAUGGGAUCCAGUAUGGUUUUACUCUCACACCGUUGUCCAAACGAUAGCAUUUAUCUUAGGAUUCGCAGGUGUGAUAUGCGGUUUGGUACUGGAAAACCGCCUUGGCACGGAUGUCGAUACGCACAAAGGCCUCGGGAUCUUCAUUCUCUCGCUUGGUUGCUUACAGGUGAUUGCACUUUUGGUUCGACCCAAUAAGGAAGCCAAAGUGAGGAAGUAUUGGAAUUGGUAUCAUCACAAUGUGGGAAGGAUUUUGGUGAUUAUUGCAAUUGCAAACAUAUUUUAUGGAAUCCACUUGGGGGAUGCAGGGACUGCCUGGAAUGCUGGUUUUGCUAUUGCCCUUGUUGUACUGUUCUUCAUUGCUGCUAUCCUUGAGCUUAGGCUGUGGACUGCAAAAGACUAGUUCUUUUGUAUAAUCUUUAUUUCUUCUUCUUUUUUAAUUAUUAUUAUUAUUUGUAA